Messenger RNA from Gavia stellata (red-throated loon), 1322 nucleotides. It is a transcript of the gene CCNC, whose product is annotated as cyclin C. The transcript is spliced from 12 exons. Lineage: Eukaryota; Metazoa; Chordata; Aves; Gaviiformes; Gaviidae. The record is from RefSeq and is a predicted model, not a curated record. Bases 46 to 897 code for a protein of 283 amino acids. Gene Ontology annotation, cellular component: nucleus; mediator complex. Gene Ontology annotation, molecular function: cyclin-dependent protein serine/threonine kinase regulator activity. Gene Ontology annotation, biological process: positive regulation of transcription by RNA polymerase II.
UCGCGGGCCCGGGCGCCUCCUCCCCUCUCCUCUCCUCUCCUCCCCAUGGCCGGGAACUUCUGGCAGAGCUCGCACUAUUUACAAUGGAUUUUGGAUAAACAAGAUCUGUUGAAGGAACGCCAGAAAGACUUGAAAUUUCUGACUGAAGAAGAAUAUUGGAAACUACAGAUAUUUUUUACUAAUGUUAUCCAGGCUUUAGGUGAACAUCUUAAGUUAAGACAACAAGUUAUUGCCACUGCUACAGUCUACUUCAAGAGAUUCUAUGCCAGAUAUUCCCUAAAAAGUAUAGAUCCAGUAUUAAUGGCUCCUACGUGUGUGUUUUUGGCAUCCAAAGUAGAGGAAUUUGGUGUUGUUUCAAAUACAAGGUUGAUUUCUGCUGCUACUUCUGUAUUGAAAACUAGGUUUUCAUAUGCCUUUCCGAAGGAGUUUCCUUAUAGGAUGAACCAUAUACUAGAAUGUGAAUUCUAUCUCUUAGAAUUAAUGGACUGCUGUUUGAUAGUAUAUCAUCCUUACAGACCUUUGCUCCAAUAUGUGCAAGAUAUGGGCCAAGAAGACAUGCUGCUACCUCUCGCAUGGAGGAUAGUGAAUGACACAUAUAGAACUGAUCUUUGUCUGCUGUACCCUCCUUUCAUGAUAGCUCUAGCUUGCCUACAUGUGGCCUGUGUCGUCCAGCAGAAGGAUGCAAGGCAAUGGUUUGCUGAGCUAUCUGUUGAUAUGGAAAAGAUUUUAGAAAUAAUCAGGGUUAUUCUGAAGCUGUAUGAGCAGUGGAAGAACUUUGAUGAGAGGAAAGAGAUGGCUACUAUUCUUAGUAAAAUGCCUAAACCAAAACCACCUCCAAACAGUGAAGGAGAACAGGGUCCAAACGGUAGCCAGAACUCUAGUUAUAGCCAGUCGUAAGACAUUCCAAAGAAUUUCUUUAUGGACCACUUCGACUCAAGACAUCCUGGGAUCUUGCCUGUGUUCAUGAAAUGGACAGAAGGUUUUAGUAACAUCUUUGACAAAGAACUUGAAGAAUAAAUAGCUUGUUUGUGUCAAGCAUUUUGAAAGCUUUUUCUCUAAAACUGCAUCAUUUUCUCUGACGCUGGAGCAAACGUACUAAGAUUUUUCAGCGUAAGGAAUCAAACAUUAAACCAAGCUGCAAAAGAUUAACACUAUCCACUCAAAACAAAUAGUUCAUUAUUGGUUCUGUUUGCUUUGAGAAAAUUGUAACUUGCCAUUGAAGUGAACUAUUUUUAAAGCGACAGUAACCUGAAGCCUAAGUGUAACUGUAUUAAUGACCUGUGUUGUCUUCAUUUUGUUUGUGACUGAAGGAAGAUAGUGCA